AAAUGAUCCCCAGGCUUUAAUUUCGCUUUGUUUAAAUAGUUCUCAAAAGAAAAGUCUUUUACAGUGAGCUCACCACCUCACCUCUUCACUUACUAACGCAGCCCUGGCCGGCGCUUUAUUUAUAUACUUUUCUCCCUGGGCUGCCUCCACAAGUUGCAGAGAAAGGUGACUCCUCAGAUCUUCUCAAACCUUGGGAACACCUGAAGUAGGUGGAAUAGGGUGUGGCAAGGAGGAACUGGAGCAGUGGCUUUAUCUUUCCCCCUUUUAAGCACUAAACCCCAAGAAAUAACAUGAGCAGCACCCGAGACGCCUGAGGACGCGCCCACCUGUGGAAUGGGGACUGAGAAAUGGUCUUCUCUAAGAGUCCCACCCCUCUAGCCAUCACACCUUGGUGGCAGUAGCUUUUCCAGCACCUCGUCUCAAAUCUUGAGAAAGCUGAUCCAAGUCUCCACGCGCGCUGUUGACUGCACACAACCUUGCUGCUGAAAUGGGUUGCGGAUUGAACAAGUUAGAGAAACGUGAUGAAAAACGGCCUGGGAAUAUUUAUUCAACUUUGAAGAGGCCUCAGGUGGAAACCAAGAUCGAUGUGUCCUAUGAAUACCGCUUCCUGGAGUUCACGACUCUGAGUGCCGAGGAGCUCCCGAGGUCCUCAGCAGUAAGGCUACCUUCCCUGCGGGACCUGCCUGCCCAGCUCCUGGAGCUCUACCAGCAGGGCUUCUGGUUGGCUGCCCUGCAUCCGUUCGUGCAGCCGACCCACGAGCGGGAGAAGACGCCCCUUGAACACAUCUUCAGGGCCAUCCUGGUCAAGAAAACCGAAAGAUCUCAGAAAACCGAUCUUCAGAGUGAAGGCUACAUCUUGGAAUUAGAUUGCUGUUCCUCCUUAGAGCACCUGACAGACCAGAAAAUCAUCCCAGAGUUCAUCAAGAAGAUCCAGGAGGCCGCAAGUCGGGGCCUGAAAUUUGUUGGCGUUAUACCUCAGUACCGCUCCCCUGUGAACUCAGCAGGCAGCAGCCCUCUGGUGCCUACUGCCAGCAGCACCGCCAAUCCAAGAGAUGUGAGAAACGUGCCAGGCCAGUGUGGGGACCACGCCUCGCUGGAUAAUGAGAACCCCAGGGCUGCAGAGGUGUGCAGCAUGCAGGCAGGGAUGGACAGAAGCCCAGAGUCUGGCCAAGAUCCAAGAGGGCAGAUGCUCACCACCAAGCAGCCCAGCUUACACUCAGAGGGAGAUGGUGGCGAAUUUUUUUCUCAGCAGAUGAGUAAAACACUGGAUGGACGGGAUGGUGACCCAUCAGAAGGGCAUGAAGAGCCACUCUUGGGAAAAAUGGAGAUCUUGGCCCUGUUCAACAAACCGAAGGGCCAGCAGAAGUGUCGGCAAUACUAUCCUGUCACUAUUCCACUCCGGGUCUCCAAGAAUGGUCAGACGGUGAGCAGCUUGGAUUCCAACUGGUUGGAGCACAUGAGUGACCACUUCCGGAAAGGAGGCGUGCUGGUGAACGCUGUCUUCUACCUGGGGAUGAUGAAUGAUUCCUUACAUAGCUUGACAGAUGGAGUAUUCAUCUUUGAAGCUGUUUCCACAGAAGAUAGCAAGACCAUACAGGGCUAUGAUGCUAUUGUUGUUGAACAAUGGACAGUCCUGGAAGGUGUCGAGGUGCAAACAGACUACGUGCCACUGCUGAACUCAUUGGCUGCCUAUGGCUGGCAGCUCACCUGUGUGCUACCUACUCCCGUCAUCAAGACGACCAGGGAGGGGAACGUAACCACCAAGCAGAUUGUCUUUCUCCAGAGACCAUGUCUACCUCAGAAAAUCAAGAAAAAGGAAUCAAAGUUUCAGUGGCGAUUCUCCCGAGAAGAAAUGCACAGCAGGCAGAUGAGGAAGUCCAAAGGUAAACUCGGCGCCAGAGGCAAACGACAGGCCGAAGAGAACGAGAAGAACUUAGAAGACCAGUUUUCCAAAUCUGGAGACAUGGGAAACUGUGUGCUGGGGCAUCAGGAGAAUGGGGUUCCAGGGGAGGAGGAGGGCAUGGUUUCUGAGGGGAUGGGCAUCUCUGACCAGGAGGUCAAGGGAGACAGGCUGUGUCCUGACAGCGGGCUCGGCAGUGGGGGCAUGGGGGACCCCGUGCAGAACGGCCCUGCUAGUCCCAGCAGGGCCCAGGUUGGGGGCUGCACUGGGCCCUCUGAUCCAGGAGAGCAUGGCAGGGAUGGCAGUCCUGAGGAAGUCACUGGAGAGCCUGCCGCACCAGAAGACAACUGAGUCCUAGGCAGUUUGCUCUGAAGCCAGACAAGCUGCCGACCUGAGGGACCUUUCUGGGAGCUGGCUGAGGGGCGGGUCUGUCCUGGCAUUGUGUGUUACCCUUUGGCUUGGCUUGAUCUCUCCUUGUGAGUCUCCCCGGCCCUCCAAGGGCUGGGUCCUGACAGUGUUGGUUCUUGCACAUCCAUUUGAAGUAUAUGGUGAUGCCCCAGUGUUAAGAGCAUGGGCCAAGCACUGCUCCUGGACCCCCAAGCCCUGGCUCCACGCCUCCUGUGGGAGGGUCUGAACCACCCAGUGCCUGUGUCUACCCUGAAGAGCCUCCAGGGAACAUUUGGGUCAAAUCCUUGGACCUCCCUGGCUAUACACCGAGUCUGUGUCCUCUCCCACACCCUGACGAGGCAGUGUCGGGUCUCUGCUGCUUUUGGCAGUUGCUUGGUGACUUGUUAUACCUGGAGAGCCCUGUCAGCCACCCUUCUCCACCUAAACCCUCAGACCCUGCUGCUUUGGCAAAGACACUGGGAGGGGAGGUGCCCUGCCUCCCAGCUUUUCUUAAAGUUUUCCCGUAGAUACUGGUUAUCUGGAAAUGAAGAGGUAGUUCUGCUUGCAUACUGCUCUUGCAGAAUGCCCCAGAAAGUAUUCUGUGUUAGUAUUAAUGCCAAAAAUUUUUAAAGGUUUUGUAUUCACCACAUCCUAUGAACACGCGUUAUUUCCUGUCAUUUUGGGGCAUCCCAAUUGGGUGAUUGCCCUUGUUGUGUGCUAUUUUAAUCAGUGUAUCAUUGGCCAACUUGUUAUGUAUGCUGUGUCUAUCAUGUGUUUAUAUUGUCCAGAAAGUAUUUUAAGGCUUUAAGUAGAUCCAACUGGUGAACCUUGGAGAGAUACCACAGAUUGUCUUGACCAAAAACAAUAGCCUGUCUCUUCUUUCUUCUUUAGUUACUUAAAGCAAUAAACCAUCUCUGAGUUAGUGCA
Molecule: messenger RNA, 3214 nt
Organism: Loxodonta africana (African savanna elephant)
Lineage: Eukaryota; Metazoa; Chordata; Mammalia; Proboscidea; Elephantidae
Gene: RFTN1
Product: raftlin, lipid raft linker 1
Exons: 10
Coding region: 488-2251 (587 amino acids)
Source: RefSeq, a predicted model, not a curated record